Manis pentadactyla (Chinese pangolin) is the source of this 2146-nucleotide messenger RNA. RefSeq names its product collagen alpha-1(XVII) chain-like. The record is from RefSeq and is a predicted model, not a curated record. Bases 120 to 467 code for a protein of 115 amino acids. The transcript is spliced from 2 exons. Lineage: Eukaryota; Metazoa; Chordata; Mammalia; Pholidota; Manidae.
GGACAGAAUUGGGUGAUGUUAAGCGUUUGCUCAAGGGGAGCCGAUGAGCAAGUGUGAGCCCCACCCAGAAUUGCUCCAACACACUCCCCAUCCCCAAGAAAGGCACCGUGGAGACCAAAAUGGUGACAGCAAGCUCCCAGUCAGUGUCAGGCACCUACGACGCCACCAUCCUGGAUGCCAACCUUCCCUCCCACGUGUGGUCCUCCACCUUGCCAGCGGGGUCCUCCAUGGGUGCCUGUCACAACAACGUGACGACCCAGAGCUCGUCCCUCCUCAACACCAAUGCCUAUUCUGCAGGAUCAGGUAUGUGGCUUGGGGCACAUCCCCUCACACCCCUGAACCCUCCACACCUUUGCCUGGAGCAGAAUGACCCUUCUGGUGUUUCCCAUCUCCAAGGCUUCCUAGAGGGACUUUCUGUGUCCGAACAUCCCAAGACUUCUCACUGGAACUUCAGUUCAAUUCUCUAAGGUGUUUAUUUUAGUAGGUCCCCUACAGAAAGGACUAUCUAAUACAGUGUAUCAAAAAACAUGUAAUGGGAAAGAACACGAAAAUGGAUGCAAGGAACCUAGUUUGACUCCCUGUGAACAAACUGUGUGACCUUGAGCAAGUCAGUUAUCCUCCAGGCUUUAAGUGCCUUCUUUGUUAAAUGGUCUCCAGCAGGAGGGUCUUUGGCUAGACCCAGUGUCCACUCCGGGCCUGACCAACCUACGACCUAUGUCCUCCCCUUGGUCAUGACCCAAGGCACAGCACAGACUAAUAUUUGUUUCUCUGCCACUAGGCAAGAUCCUAAGAUUUUCCUAAAAACAGAAAUUUAACUAAAAAAAAAAAAAGCCACCUUGGCAUUUCUUCUGGGGCUUCUCUGGUGCCCCCUGUUCUGGGCUAGACGGGCGUCCCACAACCCUUCCUUCCCCUCUGCAAUCUUUGGGGUUCCAAAUGACAUGGUGUCCUGCUCCUCUACUCUGCAACCCGGACUCAGCACCAGCUCCUCAGGUCAGUGCUCACCAGCUUGAAUGACUUUUCCAGGCGGCUCGCUUACAAAUAUAGUGAUGCUCCCUUCUGGGGAGGAAAACAGAAUGGAUUCUACAGCAGAUGUCGUUUCUGCCCAAGAGCAUAAGGGCUUUCCUCCGUGCACAUGGUAACACAGAAGCCAAACUGACGUAAGGCACAGGGCCUGCCCUCAAUACAGACAGAGCUCAGCCCCGAGGGAAAGGUCUACGGGGGAGGCAGCCAGAGAUCUCACUUAUGCGUUUAUUCUGUUCUGGUCCAUUCAUUUUCUGUGCGAGGUGGAGAAAUGAAAGCAAAGGGCUCAGAACAUUUUCAGGUGAAAAGCGUCUUUAAAUUAGAAGGAUCCUAUUUCAGAUCUCAUUGUAAGCAGUGGCACUCACAUAAUGCUACUACUUAGCUUCCGAUGCAAACGUACGACCAUUUUAAAGAAACAUUUAGUCACUCAACUUCCACAUACAUCAAAUUAGCCUCUCUGUAAAUAAAUUACCAGCCCACACCUUCUUUUAAAGAAACAUGACUCGUCCCUGAUAGUGUGACUAAUAAACAUAAGGAUAUGGGCCAUCUUCAUGUACUUUGCUGGCCUGCAAAUGCAAAUGAGCACCCUAAUUUUUCACACCUGCAGUUGACUACAGUCCCACCAAACCCCGAAGACACUCGGUUUAUGCUUCGCUUCUUCUGCCUUUGCUACUUGCUGUUCUCUGCAAAUUCCUGAAUGAGGAACAUGGGCUGAUAUUGGAUCCAUGAUCUUGAAGGGAUGGAAUAAGAGGAGCUGGUAACUAGACAAGACUUGACAUUGUACAAAACAAACCAAUAACCAGCCUUUGAAAUAAUAAUGGUGGUGAGGGGAGUUUUAUGUGUUUGAGUCAAAAGAAGGAAGAAUUCAAGAGAAAACUAACAAUUCUGUGCCUCUCAUCCCUGUUGUGUCUGUAUCCUAUGCCUACAGUUCCCACAUUGUGAACCAAGGCACCGCAGGGGGCCUCAGGGAACCCCUGGCAUAUUUUUCAAUUUCAAGGGAUACAGAGACAUCUGUAAUCCACAUGUGUAAACUACUGCUAUUAAAGUUGUGUAGACCUAAUUAUACACUCAAUAAAUGGAACUCUUAGUAACUUUUAGCUUGGGGAGGGUAGGUGGGGUAUAAAAA